AGGGCAAAGGUCAGCCUCUGGGUUGGAGAGCACCACCUUUGGGCCAUGGCCGCAUCUGGGGAACCGGGCCGGCAGUGGCAGGAGGAGGUGGCCGCGGUGGUAGUGGUGGGCUCCUGCAUGACCGACCUGGUCAGUCUUACUUCUCGUUUGCCAAAAACCGGAGAAACCAUCCAUGGACAUAAGUUUUUUAUUGGCUUUGGAGGGAAAGGUGCCAACCAGUGUGUCCAAGCUGCCAGGCUUGGAGCAAAGACAUCCAUGGUAUGCAAGGUUGGCAAAGAUUCUUUUGGCAAAGACUACAUAGAAAACUUAAAACAGAACGAUAUUUCUACAGAAUUUACAUAUCAGACUCAAGAUGCUGCUACGGGAACUGCGUCUAUAAUUGUCAAUAAUGAAGGCCAGAAUAUCAUCGUUAUAGUAGCUGGAGCAAAUUUACUUUUGAAUACUGAAGACCUGAGGGAAGCAGCCAGGACCAUUAGCAGAGCCAAAGUCAUGAUCUGCCAGUUAGAAAUAACUCCAGAAACGUCUUUGGAAGCCCUGACAAUGGCCCACGGCAAUGGAGUGAAAACAUUGUUCAAUCCAGCUCCUGCUGUUGCUGACCUGGACCCUCGCUUCUACACCCUCUCAGAUGUGUUCUGCUGCAAUGAAACUGAGGCUGAGAUCCUAACUGGCCUGGCGGUCAGCAGCCCUGCAGACGCCGGGCAGGCUGCACAGGUGCUUGUGGAAAGGGGCUGCCACGUGGUCAUCGUCACCUUAGGUGCUGAAGGAUGUGUGAUGCUGUCCCAGACAGAACCCGUGCCAAAGCACAUUCCCACCGAGAAAGUCAAGGCUGUGGAUACCACGGGUGCUGGUGACAGUUUUGUGGGGGCUUUGGCCUUCUACCUGGCUUACUACCCAAGUCUGUCCUUGGAAGAAAUGCUCAAGAGAUCCAAUUUCAUCGCGGCAGUCAGUGUCCGGGCUGCAGGAACACAGUCUUCUUAUCCAUACAAAAAAGACCUGCCACUUGAUCUGUUUUGAUUGCUACUAACCCUAAAAUAAAUGUACCUGGAAAUAAAACAUACUUGGGGGAGGGAGGUGGCCUCUCUUAGCUAGCAACUUACUAUCAAAUACCCUCUUCUCCUUUCUUUGCAAAUAUGUUCAUUUGUGAAGUCAUCCUCAGCCUUUACUCUUUUAUAAUAAUGAUUUCUUCACUUUUCAUGUAUUUGCAAGAGCCACCCAAAAUUAAGGAUGCCAUGACC
This is a messenger RNA of Odobenus rosmarus divergens (Pacific walrus), 1235 nucleotides long. It is a transcript of the gene RBKS, whose product is annotated as ribokinase. Gene Ontology annotation, biological process: D-ribose metabolic process. The transcript is spliced from 8 exons. The record is from RefSeq and is a predicted model, not a curated record. Lineage: Eukaryota; Metazoa; Chordata; Mammalia; Carnivora; Odobenidae. Gene Ontology annotation, molecular function: ribokinase activity. Bases 46 to 1014 code for a protein of 322 amino acids.